Messenger RNA from Linum trigynum, 1497 nucleotides. Lineage: Eukaryota; Viridiplantae; Streptophyta; Magnoliopsida; Malpighiales; Linaceae. The record is from the annotation of a GenBank genome assembly.
CGGUAGAAAAGUGGGAAGAGAAAAGAGAGCGCCAAUAAAUGUGAUUAAGGAGUGGCCGCGUGGUUUCCCGUGACCUUUUCCUGUUUUUAAAGCCCCCACUCUCCCCCUUCUUUCCCUCUUCCUCUCCAAAAUUUGCUCUCAUUUCCCUCUCUUCCUCUUCACCGCCAUCGCCGCCGUCGUCGAGUUCAUCUCACUCAGCCGCCUUCUAAUUCCUCUUUCUCUGUUUCGGAAGGUAAAUUACUCUCUCGCUCUCUGUCUGUGCAUUUCACUGAUAGAAUCUAGUUAAAUUUUCGCAGAGACGGUAGAUUACGUCCUCUGUUCGAUUCACAACUAGAUUCGUACUGUAUUGACUCUGUUCUCGGCGAUUUUAAUUUUCUCCAGGCGAUAUAAUAGACCGGAGAUUCGCUCUCUUUCUAGUUUCAAUUUUAUCCAUGGCGUUGCCGAUCGGUGGUGCGGAUCCCGAAUCGAUUAGCACAGGCGGCGGCGCUUCUUCCGAGGAAUUACAACAGCAGCAGAGGAGAAAGCGGAGAAAAAUUGCGCACGAUUCCGAUUGCGCCUCCACCAGCGGCGGAGUCGGAGAGGAGAAGCCGAGGAGAUGGAGGACGGAGGCGGAGCACCGGAUCUAUUCCACCAAGCUGCUCGAAGCUCUGCGGAGCUCUCGGCGGAGCUCCACCUCCGCCGCCGCCAGCGGUACGCUGGUGAGGGACGCGGCGGAUAGAGUGCUGGCUGCCGCAGCGCGCGGCUCGACGCGAUGGAGCCGCGCGAUUCUCGCGAGCCGCCGGAGGCUGACCAGAGUCAGGAAGGUGAGGCGGGCGCGAGUGAUCGGGGAGGCGAGGUCGAUGGAUAGGCGGAAGCAGAAGCUGUUUGCGGCGGCGGAGGAGGAGGAGAAGAAUAAAUCCUCGUCGUCGUCGCAUCCUCCGCCGGCUGUGGAGAAGCGAAUCCGGACGUUGAGCCGGCUGGUUCCUGGCUGCCGGAAGGCGCCGCUGCCGAAUCUGUUGGAGGAAGUCGGGGAUUACAUCGCGGCGCUGGAGAUGCAGGUGAAAGCCAUGGCGGCCCUCGCCGAGAUUCUCGCCCCCGGCGGCGGCGGGGCUGCUCGGGGUCCGGAGGUUAGCGCCCAAUGAUAAUCAAUUCCCUCCCGAAAAUCCGCCGCCGGCGCGUGGAAUUAGUAAUGGCAGGUGUUAUUAUUAUUAUUAUUAUUUUAGAAAAAAACAGUUUUUCCAUUUUGUUUAUUUUUUUUAAUUUUCCGGGUGCUUGUAUUCUGAUUUAAUUAUCAUGCUAUUUAUUUAUUUAUUUAGCUUUGCCAUUUUCUCCCCUCAUUUCUUGAUUAUUGAUUCUUGGUCCUUCAUUCUGUACAUGUAAUUCGUUUCAUUCUGGUCCCCCUGAUUUCUUUUUUAUUUUCCUCUUCGCAAUGCCAACUCAUCUGUCUUGUCAUUUGGUAAAAGAAAUUAGAAACAGGGGGCAAGACUUUGCAAUUUUUAAUAAAUCAAUUAUUGGUAA